Cucumis sativus (cucumber) is the source of this 789-nucleotide messenger RNA. RefSeq names its product glycine-rich cell wall structural protein-like. The coding region runs from base 80 to 556 and encodes 158 amino acids. The record is from RefSeq and is a predicted model, not a curated record. Lineage: Eukaryota; Viridiplantae; Streptophyta; Magnoliopsida; Cucurbitales; Cucurbitaceae. The transcript has a single exon.
UCCACUUUUCUCCCUAUAUAAACAACUUCCUUUCCUUCUCAUCCAAUAUCCAAAACCAAUAAUUGUUUACUACAAUAAUAUGGCUUCCAAGAUUGUCUUUCUUGUGUUUCUUGGUGCUUUUCUCUUCUCCACUUCUGGGGCUCGAAAGUUGAGUACUGCCUCUUUUCAAGAUGAGAAGUUCUUCCGUCGUCCCAGAUUUGGAGGUGGCGGAUUGGGUGGAGGAGGUGGUGGGGGAUUCGGUGGAGGUGGAGGCGGAGGGUUAGGUGGUGGUUCGGGAGGUGGUUUUGGUGGAGGAUCUGGAUUUGGUGGCGGUGUUGGUGGUGGAGCUGGUGGUGGUGGUGGAGGAGGGUUUGGUGGCGGAGGUGGUGGUGGACUAGGCGGAGGGAGUGGUUUUGGAGGUGGAGCAGGGUUCGGAGGAGGCUCUGGUGGAGGACUUGGUGGUGGUGGUGGUGCUGGCGGUGGAGGAGGGUUUGGUGGGGGAGGUGGAGGUGGACUUGGGGGUGGAGCAGGAGGAGGGUUCGGUGGUGGUGCCGGUGCAGGAGGUGGAUUCCCUUGAAGGAUAUAAUAACGUUUUUUACUAUGAAAGGAAAAGGUGCCUUUGAGAAAUCCUAUCCAUAUAGUUUUUGCAUGCGUAGUGUGGUUUGGUGUUUGUUGUUUAACUUUGAAAUUAGAAGGUUUCAUAUGUGGCAGAACUCUUUCUUUUGGCUCACAAUGUCUUAUGUUUCUAAUUGUAAUUUUCGAGAAAUUAAAAAGAAAAUAAGAUUAUUUUUGAAAAGGAAAAAGUCUCAA